This is a messenger RNA of Xylaria bambusicola, 2458 nucleotides long. RefSeq lists its product as uncharacterized. Gene Ontology annotation, molecular function: D-lactate dehydrogenase (NAD+) activity; FAD binding; D-lactate dehydrogenase (cytochrome) activity. Gene Ontology annotation, cellular component: mitochondrion. Bases 377 to 2182 code for a protein of 601 amino acids. The transcript is spliced from 11 exons. Lineage: Eukaryota; Fungi; Ascomycota; Sordariomycetes; Xylariales; Xylariaceae. Gene Ontology annotation, biological process: lactate catabolic process. The record is from RefSeq and is a predicted model, not a curated record.
GAGGUUACGAAGGCCGGUCUCAUUAUACAUAGCAUUGCAAACUGAACCCCAAGCCAUGUCAUCGGCUAUUGCUAUGCUGAGCGUCUAUUCUGAACAGCUGUGGAACUCCUAACUCCACACACCUUUAUUCAACGAUUUAUUAUUGACCCGGCAUAUGCACGAUGAUAUGUUUCAAAUAGAUCAUACCAAUGCCAAUGCCGAAGACUCGGUGCGGGACUUCCAGAUCUCCAACACGGCAGAUAACUAUUCUCCUCAUCGCCAGUUCUGCGGGGUAGCAAGUGGCGUCGACCCAACACAGCAAACCCAGAAUAUAAAAUGUGAAGCAUUAAUGAUUAUUAAGGCCUUCGAUUAUAAUUGCUAAGCAGCAUUAUAUAUCAUGGCCGACGACAAGAACGAUAGCACAUACGUACCUCUUCUCUCAGAGAAACACUCGGGUAUUCCUCAGUGGCUCCUCGAAAAGGCUCAGGACGCAAAGGCGCACGUCUUGUCUGUGAAGACAAAGACAGAUAAUGCAAAGCCACGGACCCUGGUGUACCCUCCAGGUGUAGAUAAAAGCGUCUUCGAUGAGGCGGUGGGGGAUCUUCGAGAGCUACUAGGUGCCGACCAAGUUGUUCUCAAUGAUUUACCGCUUGAGGAUGGAUGGUACAUGGAGCACCCUAAUACCCAUGACAUGAUGUACGUCCUCGACCAGGAUGAGUUAGUUCCAUCUGCUAUCGCAUAUCCUGGUAGCACAGAAGAGGUGCAGCAGAUCGUGAGAUGGGCGAAUAAUUACCGAAUCCCAAUCUUUCCCAUUUCAAUGGGGCGAAACUUCGGCUAUGGUGGAGCAGCACCUCGUGUUCGGGGUUCUGUUCUAGUUGAUAUGGGUAAGCGGAUGAACAAGAUUCUAGAUAUCAACCCAGAUGAUUAUACCUGCCUUGUCGAACCUGGAGUGUCCUUUUUCGCUCUUCAUGAGGAAAUCCAAAAGAAGGGGUAUGAUCACUUGUGGAUAGAUACUCCGGAUGUGGGCGGUGGCUCCAUCCUUGGAAACACGCUUGACAGAGGUGUUGGUUAUACACCUUAUGGUGAUCACUGGUCCGUUCAUUCGGGGCUUGAGGUCGUUCUCCCAACUGGAGAAGUCAUCAGGACUGGCAUGGGGGCACUCCCGGGUAACAAUACGUGGCAGACAUUUCCCUACGGAUUUGGGCCGUACUCCGACGGCAUCUUCUCGCAGUCAAACUAUGGCAUAGUAACCAAAAUGGGAAUGACACUGAUGCCAAAUCCGGGUGGCUUCGAAAGCUUUGCAUAUACGUUCCCUAAAGAGGAGGACCUCACUCAAUUGAUCGAGAUUAUCCGCCCAUUGAGGAUCAGCAACAUUCUCGAAAACGCUGCGCAACUGCGCCAUGUUAUUCAGAGCAUUGCGGUUGUAGGGCAGCCUCGGAGCACAUACUACACGGGUGAGGGGGCCAUUCCGAUAGACAUUAUUCAUGAAACAGCGUCAAAAACGCCGUUAGGUGAUCACACUUGGGUUUACUAUGGAAUGUCGUAUGGCCCGCCACAUAUUCGAAAGUAUAAGCUUGAUAUCAUCGAUGCCGAGUUCAAAAAGGUACCUGGUGGGCGGCGCAUCGACCCCGCGACUUUGCCGCCUAGUCACUAUUUCUGGGCGCGUGACCGCAUUGCUUCCGGAACUCCAGAUGUUGAAGAAUUACGAUGGGUUCAAUGGGUUCCGAACGGGGCACACAUCGCUUUUUCGCCCGUCAGUCCGAUCCGUGGGGCCGACGCGACGCGAUUGAUUGAGAUUGCGAGGCGACGUCAUCAUGAAUGUGGCAUUGAUCUUCUACCGGCUUUCAUCGUUGGUUUACGCGAGAUGCACCUCAUAGUCGAGAUCGUAUACGACCGGACAGACAAAAAACGUCGGAAAGCAGCGCUGGACUGCCUUCGUGCCAUGAUUCAGGAUGCAGCGGAAUGCGGAUACGGCGAAUACCGAACGCACCUCGUGCUAAUGGACCAGAUUGCCGGGACGUACAACUGGAACGAUGGCGCGUUGAUGAAAUUCAACGAGAAGCUCAAGGAUGUGCUGGAUCCUAACGGCAUCUUGGCUCCUGGACGCUGUGGUAUCUGGCCAAGACAAUAUCGGGGUCGCGGCUGGGAGAUGACACGCGAAAGCGGUGAAAGCUCGCAGGGCAAUGGCGUCGCAGCGGAUUGAAGGAUGGCAUAUGACGUUUGAUAUUCUCGUCCUGAUGGGGAGUCUUGACGCCAUCAAGGUUGGGCAGGGCUAAGGCUCGGUAUUAGCAAAAUAUUAGCAAAUAUUUAAUGGCGGCUGGCAUGUAUUGCAUAGUUUUGGGCAGUCGUGAGUUUCUGUUACGAAAUGAUACAGUGCCAUGCACUGUGUCACUCCGCCUCUGGCCUGCCGGCAUAUAUGAUAUAUCUAACGAGGUCAUAGUGCCAAUAAGGACACGCAUACUGUCCCUCAGUCCUACUA